CUCGUCUGUAAAACUAUUUAGUUUGUAUUGUAUUUAUAAAUCGGUCUAAUCAACCAAGAUGGCUAUCCCUCAACGACAGGCCCCUCCAAUCGAAGAGUUGCGCCAAUUCUACGUCGGCAAAAGCAUACACGAUGUUCCGAAGCCCGCUGUCAUUUUAGACAAAACUAGGGUGACUCGUCAUUGUCAGUCCAUGCUUAAAGCUGUUGAUACUCUUGGUCUUGGUUUCCGAGCGCAUGUCAAGACUCAUAAGACCAUAGAAGCAACACGUCUACAGAUCGGUCAGGGAAGCGGUGACGUCAAGCUUAUUGUAUCAACUCUAGCUGAGAUUGAACAUCUCCUACCUCUCUUGAAGGAGUACAAAGAUGCAGGUCGUCGCCUUGAUAUCCUCUACGGCCUUCCUCUACCCCGCUCGCAGAUCUCAAGGUUGGCAUCACUUGGCUCGGAGUUAGGACAAGGAAGUAUCUCUGUCCUCAUAGAUCACCCGACGCAGCUUGGCUCUGUGAAGGCGUUCUCGCAGCAUUCCAAGUUCCCCGCCAGGGUGUUUUUGAAGGUCGACACGGGAUAUCAUCGUGCAGGACUGCCGCCAACUGCGAUGAACAAGAACGGCCUGAUCGAGGCACUCGCAGAGCUUGAAGCCCACGGAGAGGCGGAGUUGCUCGGAUUGUACUCUCAUAGUAGUCUUAGUUACAAAGACAGCACGCCAGAGCAAGCUAUGGCGAAUCUCGAGGGAGAGAUUCGGGGCUGUCUUGAUGCAGUCAACGCCAACGCCCAUCUCUUUGCGAAGGACAAAGAGCUAGUCAUCAGUGUUGGUGCUUCUCCACAGGUCACAGCAGUCGAGAAUUUAGUAACAGCACAAGGCGAUCUGUCGCCAGCAGCCGAGUCUCUACGCAAGUCCAUCCAAGCUGUCACAACAGGCAAACCAGGCGGACUCCAAACCAAGCUUGAGCUUCACGCUGGCGUAUACUCGAUUCUGGAUAUGCAACAAGUCUCAACUAACUCGAGGCGAGAGCUGGGAUCCUUCGAGGAUGAGAUUGCUAUUUCAAUCAUAGCCGAAGUUUGUAGUCUCUAUAAUGACAAAGAGAGAUCGCAGCCUGAAGCAUUGGUUGCUGUUGGCUGUCUUGGGCUUGGCCGGGAGCCUUGUGCUGCUUAUCCAGGCUGGGGUGUCAUAAGCCAAUCGUCUUACAAGGCAGAAUCCUACAGGGGAAGGCGGUUGAUCAUUGAUAGAAUCAGCCAGGAACAUUCGAUUGCGGCCUGGGAACAUGCUAAGGGCGAGGAUGCUUCUACUCUACCGCCGGUUCCGUUGGAGGUUGGACAGGAUGUCGUCAUAUUCCCGAACCAUGCUUGCGUUGCGGGGGCAUUAUAUGGAUGGUAUCUUGUGGUUGACUCUUCGGAAGGAGAUGCAACUAAGAUUGUUGACGUAUGGGUUAGAGCAAGUGGGUGGUAGAGACGAAUAGAUAUCAAUACG
Fusarium oxysporum Fo47 is the source of this 1465-nucleotide messenger RNA. RefSeq lists its product as uncharacterized. The transcript is spliced from 2 exons. Bases 59 to 1444 code for a protein of 461 amino acids. Gene Ontology annotation, biological process: D-serine catabolic process. Gene Ontology annotation, molecular function: D-serine ammonia-lyase activity. The record is from RefSeq and is a predicted model, not a curated record. NCBI's taxonomy places the organism in Eukaryota, Fungi, Ascomycota, Sordariomycetes, Hypocreales, Nectriaceae.